Molecule: messenger RNA, 1095 nt
Organism: Effrenium voratum
Lineage: Eukaryota; Dinophyceae; Suessiales; Symbiodiniaceae
Source: the annotation of a GenBank genome assembly
AGCAUUUCCGGCUUCCAGCGGUCGACCGAGCCUCCCCGUUGACUCCUUCGCUCGAGAGCGAGUAGCGAAUCUCCAUGGCGUCGUCGGGCGACUUCGGCGCCGGCAACCCCUAUGGCGACCCCAACUGGUACAACGGCAACUACCACAGCCCGUACUACAAGGAGACCCACCGAGCCUGGCGCCAGCGCUGCCGCGCCUUUGUGGAGCAGCACAUCAUGCCCUACGUCCACGACUGGGAGGUGAACAAGGCGGUGCCCCCAGAGACCUACGUGCAGUGCGCGGAGGCGGGGCUGCUGCCGGUGGUGGUCGGCCCCCACUCGGGCGCCUACGACCUCGUACCCUACGAGAAGCCGCAGGACCUGGACUACUUCCACGAGCUCAUCUUCGUGGACGAGCUGGCGAGGUGUGGCAGCGGUGGCGUCCUGUGGGGCCUCAUCGAGGGUUUGCAGAUCGGCCUGCCCCCGGUCCUGAACUUCGGCAGUGAGGAGAUGCGGAAGCGGGUGGCACCUGACUGCCUGAUGGGCAAGAAGAUCAUCUCGCUAAACAUCACGGAGCCCAGCGCGGGCAGCGACGUGGCGGCCAUCAAGACAGUGGCCAAGCGGGAGGGGGACUUCUACAUCGUCAACGGUAAUAAGAAGUGGAUCACCAACGGUAUCUUCUCGGACUACUUCACCUGCGCAGUCCGCACCGGUGAUCCCGGCAUGCGUGGCGUGUCCAUGCUCCUUCUAGAGAGGGACAUGGGUGGCAUCACUACGAAGCGCAUGGACUGUCAGGGCGUGUGGCCUAGCGGCACCACCUACUGCGAGUUCGACAACGUGAAGGUCCCGGUGAAGAACCUGAUCGGCGAGGAGAACAAGGGCUUCGGCGUUAUCAUGAAGAACUUCAACCACGAGCGCUGGGGCUUUGUAGUGCAGGCCAGCAGAUUCAGCCGAGUCCUCAUCGAAGACUCCUGGCAGUUCGCCAACAAGCGCUCCACCUUCGGCAAGAAGCUGGUGGAGCACCCGGUGAUCCGCUGGAAGCUGGCGGAGAUGACAAGGCAGGUGGAGGGCAUCCAUCACUGGCUGGAGAACAUGACCUACCAGCUCUGCCCCUCGG